Molecule: messenger RNA, 910 nt
Organism: Onthophagus taurus
Lineage: Eukaryota; Metazoa; Arthropoda; Insecta; Coleoptera; Scarabaeidae
Source: RefSeq, a predicted model, not a curated record
AUCACCAAAAAUAAAAUCUUUAGGAAAAUUCCAAAACCCUUGGCUUGAAUGCAACAUACCCCACUUAAAAACCCUUACUCCGAGUGGUGUAAAAUUAGCGCGAAGAAACAGUGGUGGAGGAACCGUUUACCACGACCCAGGAAAUUUAAAUUUAACCUUUUUCACCUCCAAUCAAGACCUAAAUCGGAAACAUAACCUAGAAAUGGUUAAAAAUGCGAUUUUAAAACGAUUUGGAUUGGAGAUAAUCGUUUCUGAUCGAGAUGAUUUAAUUUAUGGGGAUUAUAAGGUUUCUGGGACAGCGGCUAGAUACACAAGAACGACUUCCUACCAUCAUUGCACGUUGUUAGUUAAUGCUGAUAAAAAUAUAUUAUCAAAAAGUUUACAAAAACCAAGUUAUUUCAUCAAAACGAAUGCUUCGCAAUCGACUCGAAGUCCUAUAAAAAAUUUAAACGAAUUAAAUCAAAAAAUAACAAUCCCCGAAUUAAUACAACCAAUAUCCAAGGAAUAUUUAACAACUUUACCUUACCUCAAAGACAAUUUUGAUAUUAAUUUAAUCUCCAACCAUAAUAUUCAUCAUGUAAACCCAACGGAAGAGGAUUACCCGGAAUUAUUAGACUUUCGGGAUGAAAUGAAGAGUUCUGAGUGGAUUUUUGGAUCAUGCCCAGAUUUUACAGCAACUAAACUAAUCAAUUUAGAUGAAAGUACCGAAAUUAAAGUGAAUUUUAACGUUGUAAAAGGAAUCGUAACUGAUGUAGAUGUAGAAAAUAAUUUUAAUCGGAAAUUAUAUUUGGAACUUUUUAAAGACCGAAAAUUCGAUGAAAAUCUAUUCGAGGAGAUUAAGGAUUGUUUAAAUAAAGAAUUAAAUCAAAGUGUAGUCCAUAAAUCAAUAAAUAAUUAGAAUAAAAAAUAA